Haemorhous mexicanus (house finch) is the source of this 4491-nucleotide messenger RNA. RefSeq names its product high mobility group AT-hook 2 (gene HMGA2). The record is from RefSeq and is a predicted model, not a curated record. Bases 994 to 1323 code for a protein of 109 amino acids. NCBI's taxonomy places the organism in Eukaryota, Metazoa, Chordata, Aves, Passeriformes, Fringillidae. Gene Ontology annotation, molecular function: DNA binding; transcription coregulator activity. The transcript is spliced from 5 exons. Gene Ontology annotation, cellular component: nucleus; chromatin. Gene Ontology annotation, biological process: regulation of DNA-templated transcription.
GCGCCGCGGCCGGGCCGGUGAGGGACACGUGAGGCGGCGGCGCGCUCCGCCGCCGCUGCCCCGGCUGCCGUGCUGCUCGUGUUUUAUCUGGCCGACCGCCAGCCCCCCAUCGCCGCGUUUUCGCUCUGCCUCCUCCUCUCUCGCUUUUUUUUUUUUUUCUUUUUUUCUUUUUUUUCCUUUUUUCCCCCUUCAGCCCCCUCCUGGUUUUUCCACCCACGGGUAAAGGUGGCUUUUCUUUUCCUUCGUUUUUGUUGUUGGUUUUGGGGUUUUUUUCCCUUCUUUAACCCUCAUCCUAGUUUAGUCCGUGGGCAGGACUCGCAUAAUAAUAUUUCCAGUCCCAGGAGCUCGCAUCACAGACACGAACCCAGGACCGCCCCCCCCCUUUUUUUUUCCUUUCCAAUCUCCCAAAUAGUUUUAUUAUUAUUAUUUUUAAAUGAUCGCUCCUUUUGCGCGCUGCUCCCGCUGCUGCCGAAAUCCCCGUCUUCCCAGGGUGCAUGCUUCUGGCAAGAUUGUGCAGUGUUCUCAGUCCAUUUUCAGUGUGUCUUAUCUUAAUUUGUCCUGAUCCGAUCUAAGCGCGAUAGCCACCACUUGCUUUCAAUUUGUAGGACUUUUUUUCCUCUUCUUGGUUUGCUCCCGACUACCCUCGGACUAUUUCCCUUUCUCCUUGCAUUUCCAGGGCUGCAAUUUACUCUGCCUUUCCUUUUUUUUUUUUUUUUUUUUUUUUUACCUCUGCGCUUUUGAAUUGCUUCAUGUUACUAACCAUUCCUAAAUUGUAAGAGAGAUUCAUUCCCCCUCCUCUUCCACCACCACCAACACCACUACCACCAUCACCUCCUCCUCCUCCUCCUCCCCUUCUCUUCUCCUUUUUGGCAGCACCAGGACGUCCGGUGUGGUGGUGGCAGCGAGCAGCAAAAGCAGCAAGAGCUCGUUUUGAUUCCCCCCCUUCAAGGUGCUUUGGAGAGACUGGUUUCAGGCUGAGCAGCAGAAGUCACGAUGAGUGCACAAGGUGAGGGACCCGGUCAGCCUUCCACUGCUGCCCAGGAGCAACCUGCAACCGCAGAGCCUCAGAAGAGAGGACGAGGCAGACCCAGGAAACAACCACAAGAACCAACUGGUGAACCAUCUCCUAAAAGACCAAGAGGAAGACCCAAAGGAAGCAAAAACAAGAGUCCCUCUAAAGCAGCUCAGAAGAAAGCAGAAGCCACUGGUGAAAAGCGACCUAGAGGCCGGCCCAGAAAAUGGCCUCAACAAGUGGUUCAAAAGAAGCCUGCUCAGGAAGAGACUGAAGAAACGUCCUCACAAGAAUCUGCAGAAGAAGACUAGGAGAUCACACCAUGCAAUUUCUACCUCAUCAGCAGUUGGGUCUUUUGAAGGGAGAAGACACUGCCUUGACCACUUACUUUCUAUUGCCAUGGUCUUUCCACUUUUGCCUGGGGGGAAAAAAAAAAUCACGUAACCUUAAAAAGGAUUUGACUAAUCAUCUUCUUUGUAAUCCCUUCACAGUCCCAGGUCUAGUGAAAAACUGCUGUAACACAAAGGGGACACAGAUUAACGAUGCAACUUUUAAUUACUGUUUUCUUAUUUCCUAACCUACUAAUAGUUUGUUUGAGCUGCUAAGUAAGGGUGACUGGGUCAAGAAGAGCUCCAAAUCAGGUUUAUGUCAUUCACUGCACUGCGUAUAAACAAGAAACUUGUAACAUAGUCAUUAUAAUGGGCAUUGAAAUAGGAAAGGCUGGGUGUGUAACACUUAUGCCUUGCAACACUUCCAGCAACCCACUCCCUACUUAGUGAACUCCCUGUUUUAGAACACCAAAGAUAGGGGAUAGAUACUAUUCUUUUUCUUUUGUAACCUUCUUGUAGACUUGUACUUGAUUUUUUUUUUUUUUAAGACUUACUAUUAUUUUGGGAAAAAAAAAAUGAAAGCUGAUCUUUCAUUUCUUUCGUCUGGUAAUCAGAAGAAAGAAAUCAACAUGAAAAAGGUACUUUCAUUUUGCAAAAGGGAAGAAAGACAGAUUAGUUGUAUAGUUUUAGACACAAACAUAUCAGCACAAGCAGUAGUAAACCAAAUGAAUAGUCCUUAUCAUCUGGAUAAUAGGGAGCCAAGGAGUUGGCUUUCUUAGAGCCAGGAGUUCUCUAUGGAAACAAAAAUGACUGACACCACUCUUAUGCCAUUAAUGAGUAAGUCUUUAUUGAUAAGUCUUUUAAAAUAUACAGAAAGGUACCUAGAAAUUAAUCAUAAGUUUAUCUGAACAAAAAUAAUCCAGAUUUUUGCUUAGUUUCUACUAAUUCCACUUGCCCUGUACCAGUAUUUUGAAAGAAUUGAAUCUUUCCUCAUUACUCAUCAGUCACAAUGUAAGAAUGAACACCAUGUACCUCAGCUAAGCUCGUGCAUUAUGUUAAGCAAUGUAUUUUGACAUAGGAUGGUUCACUGAGCACCUCUGUGCCAGUGGCAUUUCUCCAUCUUUUCAUUCAAAGCAGCACUUUUAGCACCAGAUGCAAUAUUACCCCACUAUUCAAUACUACCUCUGAUUUUUACAAAUAACUCAACAGACUGAUAAAUACAUGCUGCUAUACACAUUCAAUGCAGGAAAUUUUUACUGGGUAGAUAAUCAUGAGUAUCUGCAUUUUCCCCCUAUUUCUAUUUCAGCCUUUUUUGCAGUUAAGGAAGCAAUGUCUUUUUUGUGUUUCAGCAUGACUAUGUUUUUCUUUCACUUGGUUUGUUUGAUUUUUUUCUUUUUUUUGUGUGGGUUUUUGGUUUUGGUUUUGUUUCGUUUUAUUUUAUGUACUUACUCUAUUCUCUGCUAGACUUCUGUGUAAUGUACUGUUAACUUGAAUAUAUUUUUGUAUUGAAUUGCUGAUAGGUUUGUGAGGAUAAUUUUCUUCAAGGACACUACAUGACAGAAAAAAUUUAGCUGUAAAGUUUAAAUAUUACUGUCCAAGUUUGUACCUCAAAUGAAUUGUUUAAAGAAAUGGACUAAUUGAUUGACAAAGACCUACCUCCAGACUUUAAAUGGAAUGAACUUGUUACUUUCAGCAUCAGUUUUGAGACGUUUGAAACAGUUAGGACUGCAACUAAUCCCUAAUUCAAAAUUAUUUUUGUAAAAUAACUUGUGGAAAAUAAACACAUUUUAAAUUACUUUCGUAUUAAAAAUAAAAAAAAAUGAACAAAAAAACCUUCAAAGAAACUUGAAGCUUUGUAGGUGAGAAGCAACAAGCUCAGCUUUUGCAUAAUGCAAUCACAAAUAUGUGUUUUUAAAAAAAAUUAGUAGAUUGUAAGAAAAUACUUGACAAGUAUUUUCGUGUAUUUUACACAAAUGUGAUUUUGUAAUAUGUUUCAGCCAGAUUUAUUUUAAAUGCUUCUUAUGUAGAGGUUUUUUAUUCUCCCCUCUCUCACUUUUGUUGUUCAUUCUCUCUCCCCCACCUCUGAUUUCAUUUUCUGUAUUUCUGUUUUAUUUCCCUUCUUCCUCUCUUUCCUAGUCAGUACUUUGUACCAUUGUAUUAGUAACUGGGCCAGGGGUAGUUUCUCAGGAAGGCGUCUGUUGGUAUGGCUUUAGCGUGGAGCCAAGUGCAGUUAAGGAUGAUGGCUUACUGGCUUCUUCCAAGAGGCAGUGUCAAGAAACACGGACCUCCACCAAGGACUGUGCGGGGUUCAGUGGCAGGAAUCGCUGGGAAAGAGCUGAUUGGAAUAUUAGAACUAGACAUGAUAAUAUCAAGUGAAAGAGAAAUAAUCCUAGCUAUAAGUAGCUCUAACAGGCCAAAUCCAGUGUCACUUGAAGGCAGUAAUAGGAAUUUUGCUGACUUCAAAGGGCAUCAAAUCAAGCCUUAGCAAGUCCCUUUUGGGGUCUGAGGGGUUUUGUUGCAUUUUUUAAAGCCAUGGUAUUCAGUGGAUGAUACAGAAAUAAUUGCUCUCUGUGUGUCACUCUUCAACCUCUGAGAGACUUACCACUCUGAUGAACUGAAUCUUACAUUUUCUAUAUAUUGUAGUACAAUCAAAACACAUUACUACCUCUUAGGGCCUACUAUACCUCAUUUUUUCAGACGGAAAAAUUGCAUGUGGCCAUUGAGUCAGUGAGAACAUCAUAAAAUUUUUUUAUAUAUAUAGUUUAUUUUUGUGGGAGAUAAAUUUUAUACGACUGUUCUUUGCUGUCAUUGGUCACUGCUAACUAUGACUGGACAUGUAACUCUUCUACCAUUUCUGCAAGAGAGGUGUGUUUGCAGGAAAAAAAUUGCUUCGAGAUGUUGAACUACAGUUUACUUUUCCUUUUGAGUGUCUUCUAACUUUUUGCUUUGUUCUUCAUGUAGAGUUGCUGUCUAUGAUUGUACUUCAAGUCGCUUGCUUGUUGAAAAUGUUUCUUUAAUGGUUUAUCACAGUCUGUUCAGCACAAUAAACAUAAUAGCCUCUGUGAUCCCCAUGUUGCUUGAUUCCUAGACUUUGUCACAGUUCCAUAAAAUGGGUAAUAAAGUUUGGUCACAAUGACCAAAUUUGUAAAA